Nymphaea colorata (pocket water lily) is the source of this 2513-nucleotide messenger RNA. Its product is annotated as transcription factor bHLH91-like. The transcript is spliced from 4 exons. Gene Ontology annotation, molecular function: protein dimerization activity. Gene Ontology annotation, biological process: anther wall tapetum development; regulation of DNA-templated transcription. The record is from RefSeq and is a predicted model, not a curated record. Lineage: Eukaryota; Viridiplantae; Streptophyta; Magnoliopsida; Nymphaeales; Nymphaeaceae. The coding region runs from base 809 to 2281 and encodes 490 amino acids.
UGUUCAGUUCCUCACCUUCUCUUACUCUCAUCCAAUUCCUUCCAAUUACUUCCUUCUGUCUGCCUGACUGCAAAAGAUAUACAUGUCAUUUGCUCACUUCUUCCUGAGUCCAUUCCCCUUGCUUAUCAGUGUAGCCAUCAAAACCUUGUCAUAGGCAGUAGUACUUCAGUACCUAUCCCCAUCUUCUCUUUCAUCCAGAAAUAACAGUCUUCCAUUUUAAAGUUUCAUCCGGCAUAUCAGUUUGAAAGUUUCUUAAAACUCCAUCAUCUGUUGCUUGUAUUCGGGGGUGUUCCUGAUUAUUCUGAUUGGUCUUUGCUUAGUUGUUUCAUUUCCUUGAGAAUUUAGUUCGUUCAGUUCAGUUCAUUCAAAACCAACUUUUUCUGGCCUAAAGUCCCAGAGGGGAAGACAGUUAUAUACAGCGCUUUUAGUUUUCGUAGACCUUGAAGGUAUGAGGCGGUGCUUUUCUGAGUACUAGUCCCUCUUUCCUCGCAGGAAAAAGGGAAGAGAUCAGGUCAACGAGAAUCAUGGAGGAGAAAAUUUGCAGAAAGCCGUCUUCUGUUUCCAUUUCUUGGUAAUUUUACUCCCUGAGUCUUGCGACCAUCCACCAAGAUCGCGUCUUUAUCUGACGAUAGAACCCCAAUUAUAAUCACCAAGCUUCUAAACUUGGUGCUUUGUUCAAGAAUUUCUUCCCUAACAGCUCCAACCUGAUACAAUCAGCCACCAGAACUUCUGGUCUGGAAAAGGUUAAAAAUUCUGCAAGAAGCUGAGAAGCCAAAACAGCGAAGUCAAGGAAACAUCACCGUCCAGAAUGUAUGAUGAAAAUAGUUACUUUGAUGCUGCCCAUCAAUCCAUGCAAACAGAACUAGAUGGCUCCAUUGUAGCUGCAAGCAACUGCACCAUGGGGACGGCGGCAGCAGGUCUAGAUCAAAACUUCACCUUUGAGGACCAGAACAACCCCGCACAGGAAUCAAUGGGAAUUGAGCUCCAGAACCAGCUCCGCUUUGAGCUUGAUCCAGAGUUCAACACCCAGAUCAUCCAAGAAGCUCUUCAAGCAAGUCACUCUCAACUAGAGCACCACCACUUCGCUACGACAGUGCUGCCGCCACCGCCAUCAGUGCUCCAGAACUGGGAGACCGGUGAAAUGCAUGACAUGGUAUUCCAGCAGCAGCAAAGCUUGAAUACCACAUACAGUUUGAACUCUUCCUUAGCUGCACCAGACCUUCUAAACUUUCUGCAACUACCCAGAUGUUCUGUCCCCACAGUGCUUCCCACCACUUCCACUCUCCCUUUCAACGGCAUCAAUAAGAAGGCAAUUUCAGGCUUCCCUAAUUCACUUGACAUCUAUACUGAAAUUGGUGGAAAUGAUGCAAAUUCAGCAUCUUCAGUCCUGUACGAUCCACUCCAAUUGAACUUCCCACCUAAUCCACCGUUGUUGAGGGACUUGUUUCAGUCACUUCCUCAGAAUUACCACCUCCCCAAUUCGCAAUCUGGGCCAUACCUUGGCUUGGAUGAGAAGGAUACAGGAGGAAGUGGGAUGCUUCAGGAAGGGGAUAUUGGUGGCUGCAGGCAGUAUGGGAACUCGGUGCUGGAUUUCAGAAGGGAGAUGUGUGGGAUGGGCAAGGGGGAGGCGAGAGGGAACCACCAUUUUGCUACUGAGAAGCAAAGGAGAGAGUCGUUGAAUGAAAAGUACAAGGCACUCAGGUCCCUGGUCCCUAACCCAACCAAGACUGACAGGGCUUCGGUCGUGGGUGAUGCAAUUGACUACAUCAAAGAGCUGCUGAGGACAGUUGAGGAGCUCAAAAUACUAGUGGAGAAGAAGAGGCAAGCGGGGGGGAGGCAAAAGAGGCAGAAGCAUGGGGAAGAGGACCCAGCGGCCACAGAAGUGGAGGUCUCCACUCAAAACAAGCCUCCCCAUGGCAUGGACGCUGCCGCUGCUGUCAGGGCGGAGAGAGAACAGACGUUCAGCGGGUCGCUGAGGAGUUCAUGGCUGCAAAGGACCUCCAAAGAAGGCACAUGGGUCGAUGUAAGGAUCGUUGAUGAUGAAGUCACUAUCAAGCUUACGCAGAGGAAGAAGAAAAACUGCCUGCUUUUCGUCUCCAAGAUUCUUGAGGACCUUCAGCUUGAGAUCCUUCACGCCAAUGGCGCGAACUUCGGCGAUCAUAACAUCUUCUUGUUUAAUACCAAGAUCUGUGAAGGCUCAUGUGUUUAUGCGAGUGCAAUUGCCAACAAGCUCAUAGAAGGUGUCGACAGGAGCUACCCAAGGUUCACUUCAAGGAUCUAGCGCAGAUGGUUCUUCAGUCAGAAGCCCCACCAUCACCUUUCUAACGCGAAUACUGAUUUCUGUUCCUCGUGUUUGGUGUUUCUUUCCUAUGACAUGUUUUUAAUUUUCAUUUAUAGUUCUGUUGUCUGAGCACUUUUGGUUGGAUGAUUUUAGUAGCCAAGAAUUGUAGCACCGGAGCGCAGCUGCAGUAGAACUUCACUGAUCCACCAUGAAAUAAACUAUUUUGUCUUAG